CAUCAGCAAACAUGCCGGACGCACCGAAAGCUGCCAAGAAAGGCUCCAAGAAAGCCGUCUCUAAGGCCACCAAGAGCGGCAGGAAGAGGAGGGCAAGGAGAAAGGAGAGCUACGCCAUCUACGUCUACAAGGUCCUCAAGCAGGUCCACCCUGACACCGGGAUUUCCUCCAAGGCCAUGGGCAUCAUGAACUCCUUCGUCAGUGAUAUUUUUGAGCGCAUUGCCGGGGAGGCCUCCCGUCUGGCUCACUACAACAAGCGCUCCACCAUCACCUCCAGGGAGAUCCAGACCGCCGUCCGCCUGCUGCUGCCCGGAGAGCUGGCCAAGCACGCCGUGUCAGAGGGAACCAAGGCCGUCACCAAGUACACCAGCUCGAAGUAAACCUGCCCAUCCCUAAACAACACAAAGGUCCUUUUAAGGACCACACAAAUGCACCCUUAAGAGUUUAUAGUGCCAUCAAAGUGUUACUUCAUCAAAGAAUGAAGAACCCUUUUAUAAAAGCUACAAUCUACGUAUGGAAAAGUGACGGAAACAGGUAAGAGAGGUAA
This is a messenger RNA of Cheilinus undulatus (humphead wrasse), 547 nucleotides long. Its product is annotated as histone H2B 1/2-like. The coding region runs from base 12 to 380 and encodes 122 amino acids. The transcript has a single exon. The record is from RefSeq and is a predicted model, not a curated record. Gene Ontology annotation, molecular function: DNA binding; structural constituent of chromatin; protein heterodimerization activity. Gene Ontology annotation, cellular component: nucleosome. NCBI's taxonomy places the organism in Eukaryota, Metazoa, Chordata, Actinopteri, Labriformes, Labridae.